Molecule: messenger RNA, 2776 nt
Organism: Oryzias melastigma (Indian medaka)
Lineage: Eukaryota; Metazoa; Chordata; Actinopteri; Beloniformes; Adrianichthyidae
Product: extracellular calcium-sensing receptor-like
Exons: 9
Coding region: 17-2605 (862 amino acids)
Biological process (GO): G protein-coupled receptor signaling pathway
Cellular component (GO): membrane
Molecular function (GO): G protein-coupled receptor activity
Source: RefSeq, a predicted model, not a curated record
AAGGGGGAGAGAAAUUAUGACAAUUUUUCUGCCUACGUAUUUGCUCUGGACUUUUUAUUUUAUUACAUUAUAUACAGAGUUUUCUUCUCUUUUAACUUGUAAUUUAAGAAAAAACUUUACUCUCAAUGAAAUUUACAAGCCCGGAGAUGUGGUUCUGGGUGGUUUAUUUGAGGUUCAUUACACAUCUGUCUUACCUGAACGAGCAUUUACCUCAGAACCACAACAGCCCCUCUGCAAAGGUUUUGACACCCUUGGAUUUAGACAUGCCAUGACAAUGGCCUUUGCUAUUGAUGAAAUCAACAAGAAUAGAAACCUGCUCCCUAAUAUGACUUUGGGAUACAGAAUUUAUGACAACUGUGGAGCCUUGGUUGUUGGAUUCAGUGGUGCCUUAUCACUGGCCAGUGGCACUGAUGACCAGUUUCAGCUUCUAGAAAACUGCUCAGGAACCCCACCAGUCCUUGGGAUUGUUGGUGAUCACUACUCUACUUUUUCUAUUGCCAUUGCUAAUGUACUAGGUUUAUACAAAAUGCCUCUUGUGAGUUAUUUUGCAACUUGUUCCUGCCUGAGUGACCGUCAACGCUUCCCGACUUUCUUUAGAACAAUUCCAAGUGAUGCUUUCCAGGUGCGGGCUAUGGUUCAGAUCCUAAAACAUUUCGGUUGGACGUGGGUCGGUCUGCUAGUCAGUAACGAUGACUAUGGACUGCACGUUGCUCAGUCGUUCCAGUCAGACUUGGCUGGGUCUGGCGUUGGGUGUCUGGCGUACCUUGAGGUUUUGCCCUGGGAUAAUGACCAAAGUGAGCUCACACGGAUUGUGCGUUUGAUUAAAGCAUCAACAGCUCGGGUGGUCAUUGUGUUCGCACAUGAGAUCCACAUGAUUCAACUUAUGGAAGAGGUGGUGAGUCAGAAUGUAACAGGUCGCCAGUGGAUUGCAAGUGAAACUUGGACAACUGCAGUCGUUCUCCAAGUUCCUCACCUAAUGCCAUACCUGAGUGGCACACUGGGUAUUGCCAUCCGCAGGGGGGAGAUUCCAGGUCUGAGAGACUUUCUGUCACAAAUCAAACCUGACAAAAACAGCAGCACCGGGAAUAACCUUGUAAGACAGUUUUGGGAACACACAUUUAAGUGUAAAUUUGAUCAAGUGGGAUCGGUGGAAACUGAGGAACCUUUAUGCACUGGAAUGGAAAGAAUUGAUGCUGUGCAAACCGAAUUUUUGGAUCUUUCCAAUCUCAGGCCAGAGUACAAUGUUUACAAAGCUGUGUAUUCCCUGGCUCACGCCCUGCAUGACAUGCUGCAGUGUGAGCCAAAAAGAGGCCCUUUCAGCUGUGGCACUUUGCCCACCCUGGAGCCAUGGCAGCUCGCUCAUUAUUUGCAAAAGGUCAACUUCACCACACCGUUUGGUGAUCAGGUGUCGUUUGACAAGAAUGGCGAUGCUUUGCCGAUUUAUGAUGUUAUGAACUGGCUGUGGCUCCCAGAUGGAAAAACCAAAGUUCAGAAUGUUGGCGAGGUAAAGUCAGCAGUGUCCGGCGGUGAAGAACUCCAUAUUGAUGAGGACAACAUUUUCUGGAACACUGAGUCCAAACAGAGACCUCGGUCAGUGUGCAGUGAAAACUGUCCUCCAGGCACUCGUGUGGCCCGAAGAAAGGGGGAACCUGAAUGCUGCUUUAGCUGUGUGCCGUGCUCUGAGGGAAAAGUCAGCAACAAGACAAACUCCUUGGAGUGCAACAAUUGUCCAGAGGAUUUCUGGUCCAACUCUCACCGUGACCUGUGUGUUCCAAAGAAAACAGAGUUCCUCUCCUAUCACGAGCCUCUGGGUAUCUGUUUGACAACCACCUCCCUCCUGGGUACAUUCAUCUGUGCUGUUGUCUUGGCGAUCUUCACCUUUCACCGCCGUACGCCAAUAGUACGAGCCAACAACUCGGAACUGAGCUUCCUGCUUUUAGUGGCUUUGAAACUUUGUUUCCUGUGCUCGCUGUUGUUCAUCGGGCAACCCAGACUUUGGACGUGCCAACUGAGACAUGCAGCAUUUGGGAUCAGCUUUGUACUUUGUGUCUCAUGUAUUCUGGUGAAAACCGUGGUGGUUCUAGCUGUGUUCAAAGCUUCUGAACCAGGAGGUGGAGGUAAUCUGAAGUGGUUUGGACCAAAGCAGCAGAGAGGAACAGUGUUCACCCUCACCUGCAUUCAAGCAGCGAUCUGCACUGCUUGGCUUGUCUCUUCCUCUCCAGCUCCUCGUAAAAACACCCAGUACCACAACGACAAGAUAGUUUAUGAGUGUGAGGUCGGGUCUACUGUUGCAUUUGCUGUAAUACUAGGUUACAUUGGUGUGUUGGCUAUCCUGAGCUUUUUUUUAGCAUUUCUGGCAAGAAAUCUCCCCAACAACUUCAACGAGGCCAAGCUCAUCACUUUUAGUAUGCUGAUCUUCUGUGCUGUGUGGAUGGCCUUUGUUCCCGCCUACAUAAACUCUCCAGGAAGAUAUGCUGAUGCAGUGGAGGUGUUUGCCAUCCUGGCUUCAAGUUUUGGUCUGUUGUUGGCACUGUUUGGACCUAAAUGUUACAUACUCCUACUAAAGCCGGAAAAGAAUACAAAGAAAGCUAUAAUGGGUCGAUGAGGACAACAGAUAUCCAUUCAACGCUGAUGGUGUAAAUAGAAGCAAUAAUAACUUUAUUCCGUCAAAAACGUCCAAGUUAGGUUUUUGUCCUUGAAUCUCAAUCGAAUAUUGUUGCAGAUUAAAGAAUCGACAUCGUAUAGACAACUGAAUGUAGAGCACAUGUGUCAAAGU